CAUCGCAUUGGACCGCAGAAAACAUCGGAACAGAACUUUGUCCAUUGUUGCGCCCGCACCAUGAAGAUCAAGACGCUCAGCAGGUCGCCUGCUACGACGCAGGCACCUGGGUCAAAUGUGACAAAGGUGCACCGCAAUCUGAACCCGGAAAUGCACCCUUUCGAGCGUGCUAGAGAGUAUACUCGCGCCCUCAAUGCGACAAAGGUUGAGCGCAUGUUUGCCAAACCCUUCCUCGCAGACUUCGAGCCAGGCCAUGUCGAUGGUGUCUACAGUUUUGCCAAAGACCCCGAAUCUCUCGAACACUUCGCAAGCGGCUCUGGUGAUGGGGUUGUAAAGUUAUGGGACAUGACCACCCGGGAGGAAUUGUGGCAGGCUCAGGCCCAUGAGAACAUGGUCAAGGGACUUUCUUGGACUCGCGACAAGAGGUUGCUUACCUGCGGAUCCGACCGCAAAGUGCACCUGUUUGAGCCAUACACCAAGUCCAAGGAGCCCGUCGGUACAUGGAUGGGUGCACAUGCUUUUACCUCGAUAUCGCAUCACCGUUCCAUACCAUCCUUCGCUGCUGCUUCGAGCAAUAUCGCUAUCUAUGACGUUUCAAGGGUCUCCACAGCCCCAGUUCAAAGCUUGGUUUGGCCAACCGCCAUCGAGACGAUCAGCUCUGUCAAGUUCAACCAGACGGAAACCUCGAUACUGGCAUCGUGUGCUUCUGAUCGCUCGAUCAUAUUAUACGACUUACGCACAUCACAACCGCUUCACCGCACUGUACUGAACUUUGCGAGCAACGACAUCUCGUGGAACCCUAUGGAGGCCUUCAACUUCGCCGUCGCCAACGAAGACCACAAUGUAUACAUAUUUGACAUGCGAAACAUGAAGCGCGCCCUCAACGUCCUCAAGGACCACGUUGCGGCCGUCAUGAGCGUCGAGUUUAGCCCCACGGGCGAGGAAUUGGUUUCUGGAUCUUACGAUCGCACUGUGCGUCUUUGGUCUCGAUCGUCUGGUCACUCUCGAGAUAUAUACCACACUAGACGAAUGCAGCGUGUUUUCUCAGUUGCCUGGACACCAGACAACAACUACAUCCUCAGCGGCAGCGAUGACGGCAAUAUCCGUCUUUGGCGUGCGAAAGCAUCGGCCAGACAAGGCGUCAAGUCGUUUGCCCUGCGCCAGAAACUCCAGUACGACGACGCACUCAAGGAGAAGUACAAGCACAUGCCGGAGAUCAGGCGCAUCGCCCGCCACAGGCACGUGCCCAAGUCCGUCAAGAAGGCCGGCGAGAUCAAGAGCGAGGAGCUCAAGGCGAUCAAGAGGAGGGAGGAGAACGAACGCCGACACACGAAGAAGGGACAGACGAGGAGGAAGUCGGAAAGAGAGAAGAUGGUGUUGGCUCGGGAGCAAUAGCCUGGUGCUCUUUCUUUUUUUCUUCGCCUCCCUGCACUUCCGCGGGGCAUGGUCUUCACAUCAUAUGUUGUUGCAUAGGUACGUGGCAUAGCGUCUGGCGUUUCUCUCUCGACUUUCUUGGACUCAGCUCCAACAAAAAAGGCCUCGGUUCUGGUAUGGUAGCCGUUACUAAAAUGAAUAUACCCAAUGUGCGAUAAGAC
Molecule: messenger RNA, 1595 nt
Organism: Aaosphaeria arxii CBS 175.79
Lineage: Eukaryota; Fungi; Ascomycota; Dothideomycetes; Pleosporales
Product: WD40 repeat-like protein
Exons: 4
Coding region: 61-1395 (444 amino acids)
Biological process (GO): maturation of SSU-rRNA from tricistronic rRNA transcript (SSU-rRNA, 5.8S rRNA, LSU-rRNA)
Cellular component (GO): small-subunit processome; nucleolus
Molecular function (GO): protein binding
Source: RefSeq, a predicted model, not a curated record